Messenger RNA from Protopolystoma xenopodis, 861 nucleotides. The record is from the annotation of a GenBank genome assembly. Lineage: Eukaryota; Metazoa; Platyhelminthes; Monogenea; Polystomatidea; Polystomatidae.
AUCGCAAAGUUUUCCCCGCCUCCGCCACGCUCGUCUUCCGUUAUGUCUCCUCCUCAAACUGCUAGGUCUCUCCCCUCAAAAAUGAUAUACUUAAACAAAGGGCCCACAAUAUUUCAGCAUUCUUCUCGUCCUCACAAAGUUCUAGAAAACGCCUUUAUUAGAUCGGCUGGUAUUCGAAGGCGGGCCAAAUUGGAUUAUCUAACUGAGGAUGAAAAGCUUGCUAGAAGAAAAAUACUUAAUCGUGAGGCCGCACAGAAAGCUAGGGACAGGAAAAGGGAACUUAUGGAUGAUUUGGAGCAGUCUAUCUCGGAGAUGAAUACAGAAAAUCAGCUCUUGCGGUGCGCCAAUCGAGCAUUGCGGGAAAAGUUUAAAGCACAAGAAUCCAAAAUCGAUGAAUUGCAACGCAAAUUUAGCCACAUAAUUUCUGUCAUGAAGCAGCUUGGACAGCAGAGCAAGAUUAAUCAGAUUGAGCCUCUAGAGUCUGCAGCACUCCUCCCUCAGCCGAAGGGGGUGGUUCUUUGGUUGAUUCUUCUGCUUCUGAGCCUUCAUUUAGACAAGAAUCACCUGCUCUCGAUGAACGAGCUUUCGUUGAUUUCAGCGUUGACCCCCAGGCCACUUGCUGAUUCUGAAUCCAGCAGUGAGAUAGUGCUUAAUCAAGUUAAUUGUGAUAGACCAACCUUGUAUGAGAGGAUCUAUGAUUCCCUUCUUACUGAGGAUGCUACUACUUCUCCUCUUUCAUUUAGCCGAGACUCUGACGAUAAUUUGGAUGAUAUUCUCGAUUGUUUGUACAAAGAUGGUCUUUCGCCCGAUUGCCUAAUUUCUGAUUCUUGUUCUCCAGACUAUUCUGCCACCUCACUUUAA